Messenger RNA from Salvia hispanica, 1365 nucleotides. Its product is annotated as UPF0481 protein At3g47200-like. NCBI's taxonomy places the organism in Eukaryota, Viridiplantae, Streptophyta, Magnoliopsida, Lamiales, Lamiaceae. The record is from RefSeq and is a predicted model, not a curated record.
AUGGCUUUGGAGAACAGUGCAGAGAUAGUUGUGGAAAUUCAAGACAUAGAUGUGGAACCUCACGGUGCCGAGGGUGUUCGCAUCCAAGCUCAGGGUGCCAACGGUGUUUGCAUCCAAGCUCAGGGGCUCAUGCUGUACAGAGUGCCAGAGCAUGUGCGGCGCGGGAGGAAUCACAUUUAUGAGCCACAAGUUGUUCCCCUUGGCCCAUACCACCACCGCGAGCAUCCAGAACGAGAGCUAGUGGAGCCGCUCAAGAACGAGCUACGUGUUAUAUUUUGCGGAGACCGAGAAAGCUCCCUUUUGAAGCAGAUCCAUGAGCGGAUAGGCGAAAUCCGCCAUUUCUAUGGCGGAGCAGAUGGCUACAACGACAAGGAAUUGGCUGAAAUGAUGCUCCGCGACGCCUGCUUCCUCAUCGGCUACAUGCAUGGAGGUGAUUGUUUCCCCUUAAUUAGCCAACGCCUGGGAAUGAUGAGGAGUUUGUUGAUGUAUGGAGAUAUGAGAAUGCUGGAGAAUCAGAUUCCGUUUUGGCUCAUCUCCUUAAUACACCCGCAUCCCCAAUCAUUCCUGUGCAACUACAUGAACCUCAUUGUUUUUGGGGAUAGCAGGCCGGGACAAGCAAACGGAGGAGAAGAGCCUAUUGCUGCUUUCGGUGGUUACAAAAGGAUCACACAACUUCCAUGGGAAAACGGAAGGGGAGAAGAGCCUCUUCAUCUACUCGAAGCUUCACGCCAAACCCUCCUCAGCCUCGCUGGCAACCAAGAAAAUUGGGUAGCGAAGGAAAGCUCAGUAACUGUGUGGCAAAUGGUGAACAGUCCGUUUCGGUCGGCGACGGAUCUUAAAGCAAAAGGCAUCCGUUUCGGGCGGAGUUCUCAUUGCUUGACGGACAUCAAGUUCUCCUCCUUCGCCUUCUACGCUGAACUCCAACUUCCUUCCUUCUACCUCACCAAAAAAGCCAAUGUUUACUACUCCAAUAUUCUCGCGUUCGAGAUGUCUCCUGAGAGGCACACAAACUACGCCGUGACGACUUACUUGAACUUCAUGAAAGCGCUGAUCCACAAUGCGAAUGAUGUAAAGGUGUUGCGGGAGAAAGGCAUACUGUACGGCUCUUUGACUAGCGAUGACGAAGUGGUUGAAAUGUUUAAAAGCAUCGAAACUUAUGGAUGCUCAAACCGAAAACACGGCCUUUUCCGUGACGUGAAGAUGAGGAUUGAUGAGCACUGCAACAGCAAAGCGAGGACGUGGAUGGCCGACCUCAUGAAAACCAAUUUUCGGAGUCCGUGGAGUGUUAUAGCUCUCGUCGCCGCCGCUCUUCUGAUAUGCCUCACUUUUUUGCAAACUUUCUACACAAUCAAUCCACACAAUUGA